Molecule: messenger RNA, 3033 nt
Organism: Symbiodinium sp. CCMP2456
Lineage: Eukaryota; Dinophyceae; Suessiales; Symbiodiniaceae
Source: the annotation of a GenBank genome assembly
AUGCCUUCAUGGGCGGCUUUGAAAGCCUUUGCACGGUCGGUGCCGGGCUUGCGUGCUGCACCCACUUCUACCUGUUUGAAGGAGCCAGCGAAGCCAGCUCUGGGAUCCAAGAGCGGCGAUGGGGUCGUUGGCGAGGAUGGGACCACGACGCUGCACAUAGCUGCGCGGAAUGGUCACACCGAAGUGCUUCGCUGCCUUCUCAAGGAAGGUGCCGAAGCUGACGUGGCUACAACGAGAGGAGAGACGCCAUUGCUCUUUGCAGCGCAGCAGGGGUACUUGGAAACUGUCAUCGUCUUGGUGGAAGCUGGCGCUGACAAGCGGAAGGCCGCAGAGCACGGCUUGACUCCGGUUCAUGCUGCCGUGGAAAGGGGCCAUCUGGAGGUGGUCCAAUUCCUUAUCAAAGCCAGGGCGGACAUCGACCAUGCACAGGACAGUGGUGCCACGCCACUGUUUUUGGCCGCGUAUAAGGGUCAGGUCGCCUUGGUCCAGUCUUUGCUCGACGCGGGAGCCGACAAAGACCGCCCUGAACACCAAGGAGCCACAGCUUUGUUCAUUGCCUCGCAGAUGGGACAUGUGGACGUUGCGCAGUGCCUCCUGGAUGCGGGUGCGAACCCGAACCUGACCAAGGAGCACGAUGUCUCGCCGCUGUACAUUGCCUCGGAGUGUGGGCACGCUGAGGUCGUGCUGGCCAUUCUGGGUACAGGAGCUGACAAGAACAAAGCAACGGAUCGAGGAACAACACCGCUGUACAUCGCAUCCCAGGAAAAUCGGAUUGAAGUCGUGCGGCAUUUAUUGAUUGCCAGAGCCGAUGCAAACAUCUCCGAGCACAACGGAGCAACUCCUGCUCACAUCGCCAGCCAGAGUGGCAACUUGGACAUACUCCAUCACUUGAUAGAUGCAUUUGCAGACAUUGACAAGACAAACAAGCACGGCGCCUCGCCUCUGUACUGUGCUGCUGAACAAGCGAAGCUGGGAAGUGUCCGUGUGUUGGUUCAUGCAGGUGCCCGCCAGGUGGCGACCAGCGCUGGUGUCACUCCGUUGUACAUUGCAGCAAGGCGAAACAACGUAGAUGUCGUUCGGUUUCUUCUGGCGGCAAAGGCAGAUUCCGAGUUCGUGAAGGAUGAUGGGACCACGAGCUUGGCAAUUGCAGCGCAAAAGGGGCACUGUGAAAUUGUUCGAGAGUGUUUGGCCGCCGGUGUCCGCCUGAGCAACAGCCCUGAGACUGGAGCCUCACCUUUGUUUGCAGCUGCACAGAAGGGCCACGUGGAGGUUGCAGAGUGCUUAAUCCUGUCCCGGUCAGAUGUGAACCAUGUGACCUUCGAGAAGGCUAGUUCACUGCUCAUUGCGGCACAGAACGGUCAUCAAGAUGUCGUGCACUGCCUUAUGCAAGCGGCUGCCGAUGUGGAUCUGCCUGACAAGCAUGGAGUAACAGCCCUGAAUGCAGCCGCCAGGCAAGGACACUUGGGUGUGGUACAGCUACUGAUCAGUGGGGCUGCCGAUGUGCACAUUGCUAGAGACACUGGUCUGGCACCCCUUCAUGUCGCUGUACAGGGUGGGCACCUUCAGAUUGUCCGAUCCUUGCUGAAGGCCAGUGCGAACAAGGAGCAGACGUGUGGAGAGGGACGUACGCCCCUCCACUGUGCUGCCGAGAUCGGCUACCUUUUCGUCGCGCAGCACCUCAUCGAAGCUGGCGUGGACAAGGAGCGAGCAUCACAUUCCGGAGCAACGCCGCUCUGGCAUGCUGCCUCGGAAGGCCAUGUCGAGAUGGUGCAGCAGUUGCUCACAGCAUCCGCCGACUGUGACACGCCCACACAUGACGGCUUGAGCCCCUUGCAUUCCGCAGUGUUGAAGGGCCACUUGCAGGUGGCAAGUGCUUUGCUCGCUGGAAGUGCCAACGUAGACUUGACAAACAGGUCCGGUGUGCAUCCUUUGUUUAGUGCUGCCGAGUCUGGGCAGUUGCAGAUGAUCCAAUGCCUGUUAGAAGCAAGUGCAGACAAAGACAAGCAAACCACAUCGGGCAUGACCGCCUUGCAUAUCGCGGCACAAAAGGGCCAGUUUCAAGCAGCAAAUCGCUUGCUGGCUGCAGGCGUUGAUUGUGAUGUUGUCGGAAGCCACGGACUUACGCCACUACACCUUGCCAUCCAGAAUGGCCAUGUGGAGGUCGCCAGUUUGUUGUUAUCAGCAGGUGCCCAACCUAAUCGGGCAGAUGGUAACGGCGUGCUGCCGUUGGAAUACGCAGCUCAACAUGGGGGUAUACAGAUCGUGCAGUCAUUGUUGCAGGCUGAGGCUGAUGCGAAUCAAGCGGGAGAGGAUGGGCAGACCCCGCUGUAUGUUGCGGCUGCAGCAGGUCAUGUCCAGAUUAUCAACUGCUUGGUGGAGGCGCAGGCUGACCUCAAUGCAGGCGAGAAGAUGAUUGCAUUGCAUACGGCGGUUGAACACGGCAACAUUGCGGUGACCCGAUGCCUCCUUAAGCACGGAGCUUCCCGAGACAGCUUCCGCUUAGAUGGGAAGACACCGCUUUGUCUUGCUGCCGAACAUGGCAAUGUGGAUAUUGUGAAAUGCUUGUUAUUCGCAAAGGCAUGCACUCAGAUUGCGACAGUGGAAGGCAUGACACCUUUGCACAUUGCUGCCAACAGUGGCCACCUGUCCGUGGUGCGCUCCCUCUUGGAUGCCAAGGCUGACAAGACAGCGGCUGCCAAGAACGGCGAGACGCCACUGUAUCUGGCAGCCCAGAAUGGGCACUUGGCAGCUUUGCACAGUUUGUUGACUCAAAGCCCAACAUCGAUCAAGGACGGUGCCACAUCCAGCGCAGAGCUGAAGAAGGGGUCUUCAGCACAGCCUGUUUGGAAAGCACGUGGGCAGAUGGGCUGGACAACACUGACGUCACGGAUGAACAAAGCAUUUUUGGAGCUUCUGGCAGCUCACUCACGGACUUCCACAUUACGCCGUGCUGUUUUUUUGUCGAGUGCAGGUCUUGGGGUUGCACUGUUCGUUCAGUUGGUUCGCGCGAUUAAGCGAGACAGAUCAGGCUAG